AUGCAGGCCGCCACACUCCCUGAGGAGAUUCGUUGGCUCCUGGAAGGUAACGCCCUUUCCCAGCCCCGGCCUCCUCCCACAACCCCCUGGGAAGUCGCUCAAGUGUUGCGGGAGCGAAGCAGAUGGCAGGGCCUCCUCAGACGUGGCUUUCUCCUCGGCUCCACCACCCACCUCUUUCUGCAACACUCGAGGCUUCUAGACUCUUCCGUCCUCCAAAACCAUGGUUUCAUCCACCCACCUCAGGAUCUCCCUCACUUCGUCCAGCCCUACAUUUUCUUUUUCCUCAAGGGCUUCCCCCUUCUCAUCCCCAUCACCUCUGGGAGAAGAUCCUCGCAGUCCUGUUUCCAGGCUCUCGAGACGUUGUGUGGUGUCGGAUCCCCUGGGCAUCCCCUGGGAGCGGUCAGAAAGUCCGCAGUUGCUCAGGAUAGUGAAGAUUUCCUGUUGGAAGGUUUGCGAAAUGAAAACCUCAGUGCUGGUGCAAGAGACCACAGAGACCACAUCCUACGGGGCUUUCAGCAAAUCAAAGCCAAGUACCAUUGGGAGUUUCAGCCCCAAGGGGGUGAUCAAACUGAAAGUUACAUCGGACAGGACAGCUCUGAUGAUAAUCACAGUGGAACUCAUGGCCCCUCUGUCAUGUCAGAUGUACCUUUUUGGUCUGAUUACCAGGAUGAAGGAAUGGAAGACAUACUAAGAGGAGCUCAAGAACUUGACAAUAUCAUCAAGCAAGGAUACUUGGAGAAAAAAAGCAAAGAUCAUAGUUUCUUUGGAUCAGAGUGGCAGAAGCGAUGGUGUGUUGUCAGCAGAGGCUUCUUCUACUACUAUGCUAAUGAGAAAAGCAAGCAGCCCAAAGGGACCUUUCUCAUUAAGGACUACAGUGUACGGAUGGCCCCCCACCUGCGAAGAGAUUCCAAGAAAGAAUCCUGCUUUGAACUGACCUCACAAGAUAAGCGCAGCUAUGAGUUUACAGCUUCUAAUCCAGCUGAAGCCAGAGACUGGGUGGAUCAAAUAAGCUUCUUGCUAAAGGAUCUGAGUUCCUUAACGAUUCCAUAUGAAGAUGAGGAAGAAGAAGAAGAGCAGGAAGAAGAAAUGUAUGAUGAUAUUGAUGGUUUGGGCACCCCAAAUUCUGGUUCACAACGCAGACCUAUUCUUUUACCUGGGAAUAUGGGAAUAAAAGAGGCUUCCGAGGAGAAACGGGAAGAAGAUAUUUAUGAAGUCUUGCCAGAUGAAGAGCUCGAUCUGGAUGAAGAUGAGAAUGGCAUCCGAGGAAAAGGAGUGGACUAUGCCAGUUAUUAUCAGGGCCUAUGGGAUUGUCAUGGUGACCAGCCAGAUGAACUGUCCUUCCAGCGAGGUGACCUCAUCCGAAUUCUGAGCAAGGAGUAUAACAUGCACGGCUGGUGGGUAGGAGAACUGAACAGCCUUGUGGGGAUUGUGCCAAAGGAGUAUCUUACCAGUGCCUUUGAAGUGGAAGAAAAAUGA
Messenger RNA from Elephantulus edwardii (Cape elephant shrew), 1476 nucleotides. It is a transcript of the gene SKAP1, whose product is annotated as src kinase associated phosphoprotein 1. Gene Ontology annotation, cellular component: plasma membrane; cytoplasm. Gene Ontology annotation, molecular function: protein binding. Bases 1 to 1476 code for a protein of 491 amino acids. The record is from RefSeq and is a predicted model, not a curated record. Lineage: Eukaryota; Metazoa; Chordata; Mammalia; Macroscelidea; Macroscelididae. The transcript is spliced from 13 exons.